GGUGGCGGGAGCCAUGGGGGACGGUCGGGCCGAGCACUUCCACGUGAGCACCCCUCUGCUGGAGAGCUGGGCGCUGUCCCAGCUGCUGGGCACCACGGUCUACCUCAAGUGUGAGAACGUGCAGCCGGCCGGCUCCUUCAAGAUCCGGGGCAUCGGGCACUACUGCCAGGAGGUGGCCAAGAGGGGCUGCAGACACCUCGUGUGCUCCUCAGGGGGCAACGCGGGCAUCGCCGCCGCCUACUCCGCCCGGAAGCUGGGCCUCCCCGCCACCAUCGUGCUCCCCGAGGGCUCCUCCCCGCAGGUGGUGAAGCGGCUGCAGGGGGAGGGGGCCGAGGUGCAGCUGGCAGGGAAGGUCUGGGACGAGGCCAACGUGAGGGCGCGCGAGCUGGCCAGGCAGGACGGCUGGGUGGACGUGCCCCCCUUCGACCACCCGCUCAUCUGGGAAGGCCACGCCAGCCUGGUGCAGGAGCUGAAGGCAGCGCUGGGGUCCCCGCCCGGGGCCCUGGUGCUGGCCGUGGGGGGCGGGGGGCUGCUGGCCGGGGUGGCCGCAGGCCUGGAGCAGGUGGGCUGGCAGGACGUGCCCAUCGUCGCCGUGGAGACCCGAGGGGCCGAUUCCUUCCACGCUGCGCUCAGGGCGGGCAAGCUGGUGACCCUCCCGGACAUCACCAGUGUGGCCAGGUGUCUGGGCGCCAAGACGGUGGCAGCGGGUGCCCUGGAGUGCGCACGGCGGGUCAAGGUGGUCUCCGAGGUGGUGGCGGACGCCGAGGCUGUGAGCGCUGUGCAGCGGUUCCUGGAUGACGAGCGGAUGCUGGUGGAGCCCGCCUGCGGGGCCGCCCUGGCCGCCAUCUACUCGGGCCUCCUGGGCCGGCUGCAGGCCGAGGGCCGCCUGCCCUCCCCGCUGGCCUCCGUUGUGGUCAUCGUGUGUGGGGGCAACAGCAUUGACAGCCGGGAGCUGCAGGCCCUGAAAACCCAGCUGGGCCAGAAAUGAAAACCAAGGCUCGUGCUCUGAGA
Molecule: messenger RNA, 1011 nt
Organism: Sorex fumeus (smoky shrew)
Lineage: Eukaryota; Metazoa; Chordata; Mammalia; Eulipotyphla; Soricidae
Gene: SDSL
Product: serine dehydratase like
Exons: 7
Coding region: 14-988 (324 amino acids)
Biological process (GO): L-serine catabolic process; L-threonine catabolic process
Molecular function (GO): threonine deaminase activity; L-serine ammonia-lyase activity
Source: RefSeq, a predicted model, not a curated record